GGCUAGGUUCCCGCCCCGCACGGACUGCGGCCGGGACAGCGAUUGCGAGUGCGGCGGCCAUCGAGAGUUCGCGCCGAGCAGGAGCAGGACUAUGUCCACCAUGGUGUAUCCAAGGGAGGAGAAACUGGAUAAGCUGAGCCAAGAGGAGAUAAUUUCCAACACCAAGCUGGUGAUGCAAGGGCUGGAGGCACUCAAGAAUGAGCACAACUCCAUCCUACACAGCUUGCUGGAGACCAUCAAGUGCCUGAAGAAGGAUGAAGAAGCCAAUCUCGUGCAUGAGAAAUCCAACCUGCUCCGCAAGUCAGUGGAGAUGAUUGAACUGGGUCUUGGAGAAGCUCAGGUGAUGAUGGCAUUGUCCAACCAUCUGAAUGCUGUGGAGUCAGAGAAGCAGAAGCUGCGUGCUCAAGUGCGGAGAUUGUGCCAGGAGAACCAGUGGCUGCGUGAUGAGCUUGCCAACACCCAGCAGAAGCUGCAGCGCAGUGAGCAAACCGUGGCUCAGCUGGAGGAGGAGAAAAAACACCUUGAGUUCAUGAACCAGCUGAAGAAGUAUGAUGAGGAUGUCUCACCUUCGGAGGAGAAGGAGGGUGACUCCACCAAGGACUCUCUGGAUGAUCUGUUCCCAAAUGAGGAGGAAGAGCACGGUCCUGGAUUGCCCCACCAGCACAGCAGCGCAGUGGCAGCUGCCCAGCAGGGGGGCUAUGAGAUUCCUGCCCGCCUGCGCACCCUCCACAACCUUGUCAUCCAGUACGCCUCACAGGGGCGCUAUGAGGUGGCUGUGCCGCUAUGCAAGCAGGCGCUGGAGGACCUGGAGAAGACAUCAGGCCAUGAUCACCCUGAUGUGGCCACCAUGCUCAACAUCCUGGCACUAGUAUACAGGGAUCAGAAUAAAUACAAAGAGGCAGCACACCUCUUGAAUGAUGCUCUCUCCAUCCGUGAGAAGACUCUGGGCAAAGACCACCCAGCAGUGGCAGCAACUCUGAACAAUCUGGCCGUUCUCUAUGGCAAGAGAGGGAAGUACAAAGAAGCGGAGCCACUGUGCAAGCGAGCCCUGGAGAUCCGUGAGAAGGUCCUAGGCAAAGAUCAUCCUGAUGUGGCCAAGCAGCUGAACAAUCUAGCCCUGCUGUGCCAGAACCAGGGCAAGUAUGAUGAGGUGGAGUACUAUUACUGCCGGGCCCUGGAGAUCUAUGAGAGCUGCCUGGGUCCUGAUGACCCCAAUGUGGCCAAGACCAAGAACAACCUGGCCUCCUGUUACCUGAAGCAAGGCAAAUACAAAGAUGCAGAGGUGCUGUAUAAGGAGAUCCUUACCCGUGCUCAUGUGAAGGAGUUUGGCUCUGUGGAUGAUGAACACAAGCCAAUCUGGAUGCAUGCGGAAGAGAGAGAGGAGAUGAGCAAGAGCAAGCACAGAGAUAGUGCUCCCUAUGCUGAGUAUGGCGGCUGGUACAAGGCCUGUAAGGUUAGCAGCCCGACUGUGAACACCACUCUGAGGAACCUGGGUGCGCUGUACCGACGCCAGGGCAAGCUAGAGGCAGCUGAGACCUUGGAGGAGUGUGCAGUUCGUUCUCGGCGGCAGGGUAUUGACCCGAUCAACCAGACGAAGGUGGUAGAGAUCCUGAAGGAGGGCGAUGGCACAGAGAGGCGUCGGAGCCUGGGGGGCAGCGUCAAGUACGAGAAUGCCACAGACGGUAGCGAGGAAGUGAGUAUGGGCGUGGAAUGGAGCGGGGCUUAAAUGCCUCCCGAGACUCCCUCUUUCCCUUCCACCGCAAUCACCUGGAUGUUUGUGUUGUAUCUUCUGACUUUUCCUCCACACCAUCCCUCCUUCCUCGGCAAGAACUCCACGCCAGCCCCCCAACCCUCCCGGUGUACGAGGGCACCGCAACGCCUGCAGAGGAGCGAGUGCCCGGCCACCUGGCCCAGCUCCAGUCCCGUGGCCAGCAAGAGCAGGAAGAAUCUGCGAGGAGCUGCCCACUCCCCCAGGCCAGGGCGACGUGCCGCCGUCCCCUGGUGUCCCCAUCCCCAGCCUGCCCUCGCACAUCGCGGGGGACCAGGCCUGCAGGAGAUUGUCUUCACUCCAGGCGUGCUGACUCCACCAUCGUUAGGCAUCCCCAGCCCUCCUAGCUUGUUCCCUCCAUCUCUGCAGAGGCCAGGACAGAGACACGAAGAUGGGGGCUGCUUUGGGACAGAGAGGCCUGGCCUUGGCAGGGCUGUCAUCUUCCCAGUUGCUUUCUUUUCUGUAGGCUUGGCUGAUGUUAGUGCCCUGUAGGAAGCCUGUGCUGGCCAUUGAUGAGCUAGGCUCUCCCUGCAGCACAGGGCAGUCCCUGUCUUGCUAUCCUCGUCCCUGCUGAACUGUACAGCCCAGGGGCAGCAUGUGGGUGUUUCUGCAGGGGCACAGAAGUGUAAGGUACCCAUAGCUAUUAUACAGCCAAGAUGAGGUAGGGGGGUGACAGCCAAGGGUCAUGCAUGGAACAAGGACCUGCCAGGACAAGCAUGUUUUGUUGCAACCUCCUGACUUGAUUCUGUAGCUGAGUUCCUCACCUAAUGGCAUUAAGGGGUGAAGCAUCUUCCCGUUGCUCCAGGGUCUCCAGGUGUAGCUGCUGGGAGAGGAGGAGGCAGGGGUGAAGCCGUUCACUGUUACUUGGAGGCAGAGAGAAGGGUAGGAGGAAAGCAGAAUUUUUCUUCAAGGGGUCAGGCUCCAGGCUAUUAGAAGUGGCUGAGAUGGGAAAUGGAGCAGAGUGGUUGGGAAUGGAUGGGGUUUAGAGCAGAGUGAUUGGGAGACAAAGCAGGUGCAAGGAAAGGAAGAGGUAGGUCUUGGGGUGCUCUGAGCAUGAGGGGACAGAUGGGAUGGCUGGAGGAAGGUUUCCAUAGGAGAAGGGACCAGGUUGUUCAUGGAGGAGGGCAGUCCUUGAAUACAGGACCUGGCUUGCCAGGCAUGGUCCCUGGGGCUGGGACUUGCUGUCUGGCUGUUUCUAGCCAAGUAGGUGGGAAAUCUAUAGCCCUAUCAAUGCUAGGGAGACAGUGGCACAUGUCUAGGUGGCUUAAUGCCUCUGAUGGGACCCCAGGCCUGCAUAGGGUCUGGUGCUGUUGUUCACUGCUAGGAAAGGAGGUAUUUCCCAGGGCCAGACUACCACUGCAUUGAGCCUUGCACCCUUGGGUGCACACCCUCAUCCCACCUCCUAUAGGAAGUGAACCUCUCUGGCUCUCCUACAUGGGAAGGCUGCAGCCAUCAGGACAGAGGCCGGGGCAGAACCUUCCCUUAUUUAUUUAGCUAGUUUCUCUUACUCUAGUAAUCUGACAGGUUGUGAUACUUAAUGUGCUUGUGUCUGUCUCUCCUGUGGUGGUGCAGAGUUGUUGGGGCACGUGCAUGCUGCUUUUCUGGGAGCUUGUACUUGCUAAAAGGAGGUUUGUCCUCAGGACAGUGGGGUGUGGAGCCUAAGGCUAAGUGCUCUAGGCUGCACCUUCCCUGCCCCUCUCUCCCAGCGCUGCUCCAUGCUCCUGGAGAGUGGUGACUCUCCAGGGCACAGUCAGGCCUCAGUGCCUUCUCUCCCUGUGCUUUGCCAAGUCCUGGACCUGGUGCUGUAACAACUGUACCUCUGAUUAAAGGUAGACAGACCCGAA
This is a messenger RNA of Apus apus (common swift), 3612 nucleotides long. It is a transcript of the gene KLC4, whose product is annotated as kinesin light chain 4. Gene Ontology annotation, molecular function: kinesin binding. Gene Ontology annotation, biological process: microtubule-based movement. Gene Ontology annotation, cellular component: kinesin complex; membrane-bounded organelle; cytoplasm. The transcript is spliced from 14 exons. Lineage: Eukaryota; Metazoa; Chordata; Aves; Apodiformes; Apodidae. Bases 92 to 1726 code for a protein of 544 amino acids. The record is from RefSeq and is a predicted model, not a curated record.